This is a messenger RNA of Sungouiella intermedia, 2085 nucleotides long. The record is from the annotation of a GenBank genome assembly. Lineage: Eukaryota; Fungi; Ascomycota; Pichiomycetes; Serinales; Metschnikowiaceae.
AUGGCCGACUUAAAACGUCCCCACGACGAGCUUCCGAACUUUGACGAUCCUCAGGACUUGGUCAAUGCGGUAAUAUCAACUUUGCAACAGCCCGAGGAAAAAACUUACGUGGCCAUGUACUAUGCCAACGAUAAGAACCUUGCCACAGAGGUCCAGGCAUACGCCAAGAUCGCAGGUUGCGACUGGACUUUCUACGUCAAGCUGUUGGCUAUUCUGAUCGGAAGAAACACCGAAAACGCUCCGCCAGCACCUGGCCUGAACACUCCGCAAGUCGAUAUCGACUUGGGUCCAGCCAAGGUAGUAUCGCGCCAACAUGCCGCCAUCACCUACAACAUUGAUUUGCGAUGUUGGGAGUUUAAAGUGUUGGGACGUAACGGAGCCCGAGUAGACGGCGCCAAAAUCGCCGUGGGCGCCGACAACGCGACUCCAUUGCACUCCGGCGCCAUUUUGGACAUUGGAGGUACUCAGAUGAUGUUUAUCUUGCCUGAUGCGCCGCCCAGCAUUCUGCAAAAAGUGUUACUGGUGUGCCUAGCUCGUUACAAAGACGCCAAGAAGGUGCCCAAAUCCAACGCUGUAAUGGGUCCUGCGGGCUCAAUGGGCGCUAACCACACCCCUUCCAUGAGCAUGGGCUUGUUUCUGGGCAUGACAAAUUUCCAGAUGUUCGACAAGUCCCACUUGAGCAACUCUCCUUCCCAGGUAUCCGCUGUGUCUUUACAGAACAAUUUGGAUCAAGACUUGUCACGAGAAGAAGCGAAGGAUAUAAAGCCCCCAUACUCGUAUGCUACCAUGAUCACGCAAGCCAUUUUGCUGAAUCCAGACGGUGUUAUGUCGUUGGCUGAGAUCUAUGCCUGGAUCCUGUCUCAUUACGCCUACUACAAGUACCUGAAGACAGGAUGGCAGAACUCCAUUCGUCACAACUUGUCAUUGAAUAAGGCAUUCGAGAAGGUUCCAAGACGGCCCAACGAACCCGGGAAAGGUAUGAAGUGGCAAAUCAGUGACUCCUACAAACAAGAUUUCAUGAAGAAGAUCCAGAACGGAACAUUGCUGAAAUCAAGACGUGGCUCCUCCGUAUCUCGAACGUUACAGAUUCAUUUGGCUACACACUCCCAGCUUCCUGAUUCUCAGGCAAUGUAUAAACCUGAAACUCAUUCGGGCUCAUUUGACCAACGCCAGGGUGUGGUUGACCACAAUCCAAACAUCAUAAAGCGUGUCAACCAGCCCAUGCCGUAUACUAACAUGCCUACCAACCAAGUCAACCACAUAAACCACGUGAAUCAGAUAAAUCAGGCAAAUCAGGCAAAUCAGGUUAAUCCUGCCAAUUACGGAAAUAGCCAGCCACACUACAUUCCUAAUGGCUACCCAGCUCCUUACGGCGGGAACAACAACUACCAGCAACUUUCAAUGAUGCUCACGGAACCCCAAAACCGCAAGCCUGUUCAGCAACUACCGGCUUUCAAUGGACCUCAAGGUGAGCUCGCGUCCCCCAUAAGACGCUCAUCUAGCACCGACUCCAACAUACCCAAACUUCCGCAAAUCGGAAACCCCUCAUUUUCGCUCCCACAUCCAAAUGGAGUCCCCGGAGGACAGAACUUUUCAUCUGGAAUGAACACAUACAAACCCAGUUCUCAGCCUGCCCCCAGAGGUGCUUCUGACAGCAGCGCUGCAGAGUCCAGUGGGAUUGCCUCCAAUAACUCGUCGCAUCAUCGUAACAGCAGCUUAUCCAACCAGAACAUUACUGCGCCAUCAACCUCGAACAACACAGAUUUGGGUUUAGGCUUCAACUCGCCGAAAAAGAUUGCUCCGCUCGAAGCUUUCACUCCUGAGCGUGGAUCAAAAGCCAGUGGAAAAAUGGGUAAUGGAAGUAACAUUAAUCAGUCGUCACCAGCAUUUUGGAACUUUGUCCAAUUCAGUACUCCAAAUGGCCAAACACCAGGUAGAAAAAAUAGUGAGGAAAGUGAUGGCCAAACUAGCCCUACGUUAAACCGGGGGAAGAAAGGAGUACAAUCCAACGGGUCCCCAUCAGAUUUGACAUCUAACUCACAGAAUAUGCCAAAUGACUCACCUACAGUGAAGCGUGAAGUUUAA